UGCAAUUUCUUAAAAAGUUGCCAGCGUUUCUAGUUUAUGGGAGUGAUUAGAGUUGCCACCAACAAAGUUAGGGAAUAUAGGAGGCUCAGCAUGGAGACAGGAGGGGUGCAUGAUAAAUCUGAGGGAGAAAGACUGAAUCUGGCUGUCUCUGAUCACUAGAGAGUAAGUGGGGUGAAAAGAACUGGAGCGGAAUUUAGAGAAGAUCCCAGGUUGGCCAGUUUCAUAAAGUCACAGUCUUUAUUUCUUCUUGUACAAAAUUAGGAUAAUACAUAUCUACCUUAGAAAUUGUCCAGACUAAAUGUGAUAUGUACAGUACCAAAUGCAAUGUCCCAAAACGGUGUAGACACUAAAUAUUAUGUCUAAGGCAGAGUUCAAUAUGUUGUCCAGAUCCAGAGAAACCUGAUUCAGGUGUUAAGUCUUAGGUUUUUAAUGACUUUCUCUUUUCUGUAAUGAAGUGGCAGUCUGCUUGAAGUCAGUUCUCCUGAUUGUGCCGGGGGAAAGUGAGCAGUAGAUUGCACUUCUUAGCCGAGAGGAGCUAAAGCCUAACACGUGAACCCAGUGGCCUGCGGAGGUUUUUAGAACUUCAGCUAUAAAAAUGGGCAGGAUUUUCCUUGAUCAUAUCGGUGGUACCCGUCUGUUUUCCUGUGCAAACUGUGAUACGAUCCUGACCAACCGCUCAGAACUCAUCUCCACUCGAUUCACUGGCGCCACUGGCAGAGCAUUUCUUUUUAACAAGGUAGUUAACCUGCAGUACAGUGAAGUUCAAGACCGGGUCAUGCUCACUGGCCGCCACAUGGUUCGAGAUGUGAGCUGCAAAAACUGCAAUAGCAAACUGGGAUGGAUCUAUGAGUUUGCCACUGAAGACAGCCAGCGUUAUAAGGAAGGCCGUGUGAUCCUAGAACGCGCUCUAGUUCGAGAAAGUGAGGGCUUUGAGGAGCAUGUACCAUCUGAUAACUCUUGAAGAAAAAAGAGAUAAAUCCAUCUUUUCCCAGGUCUUCUUCACUGAAAACAAAAAUCUACUUACAUACACUGUCACCUUAGCAUCAGAGUCGGAUACAUGAACUGUGGAACAAGAGGUUGUGAGAAUCUAUGAUGGAACCUUUCUUUUUCUUUCUUUCUUUUUUUUUUAUUUUCUAUUUUCCAUCCAACAGCAGUGUGUAGAGAGAAUAUUAUGCAGAUGCCGUUAAUUUUUUUUCCCUAUGUUUACAUCUUGAGGCAGAGUAGUCUAUCUGCAGCUACAUGGUGGGCUAUGUGAGGAAAAAAAUCUGGGCUAUUAGAGUGAAAAAGUGUUUUAUGUAAAUUUUGAAAGGAAAAUGUGUCAAGAGCAUGGUUUUUAAAUUUAUUUGGGCUUCAUUUUAAACCUUUUUUUUUUUAAACCCAGUUAUUUCACUUGAUUUGCUAGCUUCAGAGAAGAGAUCCGAAUUUGUGACCAGCGCUAAAGGUUCAGUGUUAGUAUGGCUUGUGCUGGCCAUUGUGCCAUAUCCUUGUUGGAGAUGAACCGUAGCAUCAGAGCCCAUUCUUCCUUGUCAGUCUUGACCCAAAGAUGUCACCAUUCCUAGUUAUUUGUCACCACAUAAUUGGUGUUGAUUGGAAACUUUUCCUGAUAUGGGGCGGAACUGCUUGGUUGUCUUUUCCAUGUAACUUAAGCAUAGUAAUAUAAAUAAAGUAAUAGUUGGAUGUUUUUGGUCCUGUGUUGCUUUUAAAAUCACCUUUUAAAAGAGCAGAGUAUUUGAUAAGUAAUUUUCAUAGUAGUAUUUCUUUUCAUCUCUUAAGCUGAAUUGACUGUGUAUAAAAUUCUGCUUUGUUUAAAGUAUAUUGUUUAAAUCCACAGUAUUGCAUUUAGAAAACAGUUGAACAGAAUGUCAGGGUGCAUUCAUGCAGAAAGCAUUUCAUCUGCAUCUGUUUUAAAAGGAGGGAAGUGAAGCAGCCUAUCUAAAAAUACUGCUUUGCAAAGUGUUUCAGCCUGUCCUCCUCAGUUUUGCGUUGAUUUUUGACAAGUCUGUAGAGCCUGAUAGUUACACCAAAGGGCUAGAUCUCCUAGCAUUAUCUCCUGAGAUCUUCCCUCAGAAGUUUAGCUGUUGAAAUUGAAACUGUACUUGGUCCCUUCAAGUUGAAAGGGAUCAGAUUUGACUCAGGGGGUUAUUUUAGCCCAAAAUUUACAACAUUAUGAAGUAUUAAAAUGUAAAUGUUUCUUUUUCCAAACUAUUUCUAGAUAUUCUAGUAUUUGUUUCUGGUGGAAUAAAUGGCAUUAAAAUUG
This is a messenger RNA of Hippopotamus amphibius kiboko, 2257 nucleotides long. It is a transcript of the gene YPEL5, whose product is annotated as yippee like 5. The transcript has 3 exons. The record is from RefSeq and is a predicted model, not a curated record. Bases 596 to 961 code for a protein of 121 amino acids. Lineage: Eukaryota; Metazoa; Chordata; Mammalia; Artiodactyla; Hippopotamidae.